AUGACCAGCAACAAGCGUCUGAUGAAGGAGCUCGGGGAGAUCACCACCAAUCCUCCGCAGGGCUGCAUCAUCACACCCCCGACCGAGGACAUGUUCACAUGGGACGUGACCAUGGAUGGUCCCUCAGACUCGGUCUACGCUGGCGGCAAAUACCACAUCCAGAUCGUCCUCCCCAAAGAAUACCCAUUCAAGCCACCGGUCCUCUCAUUCAAGACCAAGAUCUACCACCCCAAUGUCUCCAACGACGAACGCGGCGCGAUGUGUCUGGGUAUGCUCAAGGCCGAGGAAUGGAAGCCACCGAACAAGAUCGCCGAGGUCCUCAAGCUGGUCCGCGCCGUGCUCGCCGCUCCGCAGCCAGACGAUGCCGUCGAGACUGGAAUCGCUGAGCAGUUCAAGAACGAUCGCAAGUCAUUUGACAAGGUCGCGAAAGAGUGGGUUGGCAAAUAUGCAAAGUAG
Zasmidium cellare ATCC 36951 is the source of this 456-nucleotide messenger RNA. RefSeq lists its product as uncharacterized. The transcript has 3 exons. Lineage: Eukaryota; Fungi; Ascomycota; Dothideomycetes; Mycosphaerellales; Mycosphaerellaceae. Gene Ontology annotation, molecular function: ubiquitin conjugating enzyme activity. The coding region runs from base 1 to 456 and encodes 151 amino acids. Gene Ontology annotation, cellular component: nucleus. Gene Ontology annotation, biological process: protein polyubiquitination. The record is from RefSeq and is a predicted model, not a curated record.